Molecule: messenger RNA, 906 nt
Organism: Ipomoea nil (Japanese morning glory)
Lineage: Eukaryota; Viridiplantae; Streptophyta; Magnoliopsida; Solanales; Convolvulaceae
Exons: 2
Coding region: 1-906 (301 amino acids)
Source: RefSeq, a predicted model, not a curated record
AUGGAUGCAAAAAUUGAUAAGGUUGCUCAGUCCAGCCAAGCAUCCAUUCAUAAUUUAGAGGUGCAAGUAGGUCAGUUGGCUAAAUUGGUUGCAGAAAAAGAUCGAGGUAAGUUUCCUAGUACCACUGAAAUAAACCCUAGGGAAGGAUCUAUGGCUGUCACUUUGAGAAGUGGUAAGAUAUUGAAUGAAAUUAUGAAAGAAAAUGAACCCACGAGAGUUGAAAAAGAGAGUGAUAAAGAAGAGGAGCAAGUGCCUAAAGAGAAUUCUAGUGAUCAAAACCUCAUUUCCUCUACAGUAAAACCUUAUGUACCCCCCAUUCCAUAUCCACAAAGGUUACAAAAGAGGAACCAGGACAAUAACUUUAAAAGAUUUUUAGAGGUUUUUAAAAAAUUGCAAAUUAAUAUUCCUUUUGCAGAAGCACUUGCUAAUAUGCCAUCUUAUGUCAAGUAUAUUAAGGAAAUUGUGUCUAAUAAAAGGAAACUGGAAGAGUUUGCUACUGUGCACUUAAAUGAGGAGUGUGUCAGUAUUAACCUUAUGCCUUUAACUCUUUUUAAGAAGUUGGAAAUAGCUGAAAUGAAGUCAACAACAAUAUCUCUUCAACUUGUUGAUAGAUCAGUCAAGUACCCGCUUGGAGUAGUGGAGGAUAUCUUGGUAAAAGUUGGUAAAUUUUAUUUUCCUGCUAAUUUUCUGAUUCUUGAUAUGGGUAGUGAUACUGAUGCAUCCCUUAUACUUGGCAGGCCAUUUUUGUUGACAGGAGGAGUAUUAAUUGAUAUGCCUUUAGGGAAAUUGAUUUGUAGUGUAGGUACAGAAAAAGAUGAAUUCUCUAUCUCUAAAGCUGUAAAAUUACCAACUUUUGAUGAAUCAUGUCUUUCGAUUGAUGUUAUUGAGAACCCUUCAGAAGAAUAA